Messenger RNA from Homarus americanus (American lobster), 939 nucleotides. RefSeq names its product splicing factor 3B subunit 6-like (gene Sf3b6). Gene Ontology annotation, molecular function: mRNA binding. NCBI's taxonomy places the organism in Eukaryota, Metazoa, Arthropoda, Malacostraca, Decapoda, Nephropidae. The transcript has 4 exons. Gene Ontology annotation, cellular component: cytoplasm; nucleus; ribonucleoprotein complex. The record is from RefSeq and is a predicted model, not a curated record. The coding region runs from base 44 to 421 and encodes 125 amino acids.
CCUUCUGUUAGCGUUGUUCACUGUUGGUAGCUGAACGUUCACUAUGGCUCUAGCUCAGAAGCGUACACAUGUCCGGCUGCCUCCAGAAGUGAAUCGCAUCUUGUAUGUACGCAAUUUACCCUACAAGAUCACUGGGGAGGAGAUGUAUGACAUAUUUGGAAAAUAUGGAGCCAUUAGACAAAUCAGAGUAGGCAACACUCCUGAGACACGUGGCACAGCAUUUGUGGUAUUUGAAGAUAUCUUUGAUGCUAAAAAUGCUUGUGAUCAUCUUUCUGGCUUCAAUGUGUGUGGGAGAUAUUUAGUGGUUCUGUACUACCAGUCCAACAAGGCUUUUAAGAAAAUGGAUGCAGAAAAGAAGCAAGCAGAGCUUGAUCGUGUAAAAACAAAGUAUGGUAUAAAUACAGAAGAUUUGAAAAAAUAAUAAGGUUGAGGGUUUUCGUAUAUUAACUGAUUUAAACCUGUUCAGAAACUAUUCGGUGUGCUAAAGGAAGGUUUUGAAACUGCAACCAUAUGCAGUAUGUUAGAGGAAUACAGUACAGUAGUCUCAGUACUGUAUUUCACAAUGCCUGGGACUAAACCUGUUGUGGUUUAAUGAAUUUUGUGGAAUAAUAAGAAUAGUCCCACUGACAGCCAUGUGCACCCUGUAGUCUACAACAGCUUAUGUAUUUUAUGAUAUACAGUAUGUAAAACAUGUAUACAGUAUAAGUGAAUUACUGUACUGUAAUACUGCUUAGUACAAACCAGGUGGAUUGCAAGGUUAUGAUCCUGCAACUACAGUGACAUACUAAAUCAUGACUUUUGUACCAAUAACCUUUACUGCACUGUGUCUGGGACUCGUUCAUUCCCAGCCUGUAUGGUAAAAUUUCCUUUAUACUACUGUACUGUAUAUGUUCGUAUGUGUGUGAUUUAAAAUGAAAUAAAUGUUCAACAUAUUUUUAA